This is a messenger RNA of Paraphaeosphaeria sporulosa, 347 nucleotides long. RefSeq lists its product as uncharacterized. Bases 42 to 347 code for a protein of 101 amino acids. The transcript has a single exon. The record is from RefSeq and is a predicted model, not a curated record. Lineage: Eukaryota; Fungi; Ascomycota; Dothideomycetes; Pleosporales; Didymosphaeriaceae.
UCACUUCACUCUUCAAAUUCGAACCAAACCAGCAAUACAAGAUGCACUUCACCACCACCUUCUUCAGUCUCCUCCUCGCCACUAUGGCCUCCACCACCGCCAUCCCCGAGGCUAACACCAACGACAUCAUCGCCCGCUUCCCAAGCGCCCUUGUCUCGAGUGACGCCGCACUCGUCGACCGCUCCGCCGAGCUUACCGCCCGCGCCUGCAACUGCGGUAGCGCGUUUUCCUGCAGCAAGAGCGUCAAAGAGUGCUGCAAGAGUACCGGUGGGUAUGGGAUGUGCAAGACCGAUAUUCGUAAGUGCAAGUGUGGGACACAGUGCAAUCCGCUUCAGUGUAAGUGGUAG